CGGCGGCGGCCGGCAGCAUCCGGCGAGUACUCACUGCGCUGCGCGUAGGGCCCGGCUCUCUCUCUCUUCAAUUCACACGGGAUCGUUUGUUCUCGGGGUAGGCGCGACGACGUGUUUAUUUCCACAAUCGCGAGCGGUCGCCCUCGCCUCGCCCUAGCGCCGCGUCGACGGGCGAUGAGCCGCGUCCCCGGACGCUGGACUGCGCGCCUACGGCGAUAACCUCCGGCGAAGCGCUCGCACCGUCUGAUGGUUGAACCGGGAACUGUCCGGGCGUCAACUGAGGAACCCGCGGAAGACAUUGUUCGCCGGGAAGACCGGGAGAAGAUGCUGUUUGUAUAUCGGUUUAUCAAGCGCCCGGGGAAGACAGUGUAAACAGAACGCGAGAACGAGGGGAGCGCGCGACAUAACCUAACGGGCGGUUGCCGCGGAGGGGAAGAAAGAGCUCGCACCGCCUGCCUUGUGAAUUGCGAGACGGCCGGAGAUGUCGAUCGAGAUAGAAUCCGCCGAUGUGAUUCGGCUGAUACAGCAGUAUCUGAAGGAGUCGAACCUUGUGAAGACGCUGCAGACCUUACAGGAGGAGACGGGCGUGUCGCUUAACACCGUGGACAGUGUGGACGGAUUCGUCGCCGAUAUAAAUAACGGACACUGGGACACAGUUCUGAAAGCUAUACAGUCGUUAAAGUUACCUGACAAGAAACUCAUAGACUUGUACGAGCAGGUGGUUUUAGAGUUAAUCGAGCUGCGAGAAUUAGGCGCGGCACGUUCCUUGCUAAGACAGACUGACCCGAUGAUCAUGAUGAAGCAACAAGAACCCGAGAGAUACAUUCACUUAGAGAACUUACUCGCGCGCUCGUACUUCGAUCCGCGCGAGGCGUACACCGACGGGAGCACGAAGGAGAAACGACGAGCGUACAUAGCCACCGCUCUCGCUGGCGAAGUCUCGGUAGUACCGUCCAGCAGACUGCUCGCCCUGUUGGGACAGGCGUUGAAGUGGCAGCAGCAUCAGGGUCUGCUACCGCCCGGCACUACGAUAGACUUGUUCCGCGGAAAGGCGGCGGUGCGCGACCAGGAGGACGAGAAAUAUCCGACGCAAUUGUCGAAGCAGAUCAAAUUCGGCCAGAAGUCGCACGUGGAGUGCGCGCGUUUCUCGCCCGACGGCCAGUACCUCGUGACCGGCUCGGUGGACGGUUUCAUCGAGGUGUGGAACUUCACGACCGGCAAAAUAAGGAAGGACUUGAAGUACCAGGCGCAGGACAACUUUAUGAUGAUGGAGCAGGCGGUCCUGUCGAUGUCGUUCAGUCGCGACAGCGAGAUGCUGGCGGGCGGCGGUCAGGAUGGUAAAAUCAAGGUCUGGCGGGUGCAGAGCGGACAGUGCUUGAGGAGGUUCGAGAAGGCGCACUCGAAGGGCGUGACUUGCCUACAGUUUAGCAGAGAUAACAGUCAGAUAUUGUCGGCUUCGUUCGAUACUACUAUAAGGAUACACGGCCUCAAGUCCGGGAAAACUCUUAAGGAAUUCCGCGGUCACUCUUCGUUUGUCAACGAGGUCAUCUUCUCUCCGGACGGCCACAAUAUAAUUAGCGCGUCGUCGGACGGUACCGUGAAGAUCUGGAGCUUGAAGACCACCGAGUGCAUAGGCACUUACAAGUCAUUAGGAGCCGCUGAUCUCACGGUAAACAGCAUACACGCUCUUCCUCGAAACCCGGAGCACUUCGUCGUGUGCAAUCGUUCAAAUACGGUGGUGAUUAUGAAUAUGCAAGGGCAGAUAGUGAGAUCGUUCUCCAGCGGUAAGCGAGAGGGCGGUGACUUCGUGACUACGGUGGUGAGUCCGCGUGGCGAAUUUAUCUACUGCGUCGGUGAGGAUCUCGUGCUCUACUGUUUCUCCACGUCGUCGGGAAAGCUCGAGAGAACGCUCAACAUACACGAGAAGGACGUGAUCGGCUUGUCGCAUCAUCCCCAUCAAAAUUUGCUAUGUUCUUACAGCGAGGACGGACUGCUGAAAUUGUGGAAGCCGUAAAUAAAUAAGGAAACUUAUACUUCUUUGUAUAUUUAAAUACGAAAGUAAGAAGAACGGCGUCCCCGUGUACUACAAUACAGCAUUUUUUACAGCGACUGGUGUUACAGGUUUGUCCCCCGAUUAUUAUGCAAUUGUUAUUAUUCCAUUUGUUUUUUCAUCGUGGCACUGCCCGUAAUGUGCUGCCCAAUGGAAAAAGAAGAGAUACAAAACACGCACACAGAUAUUAAUACGCAUAAUUUCGAAACUCGAA
Vollenhovia emeryi is the source of this 2264-nucleotide messenger RNA. RefSeq names its product WD40 repeat-containing protein SMU1 (gene Smu1). The transcript has 8 exons. The coding region runs from base 482 to 2014 and encodes 510 amino acids. Gene Ontology annotation, molecular function: protein binding. Gene Ontology annotation, cellular component: precatalytic spliceosome. The record is from RefSeq and is a predicted model, not a curated record. Gene Ontology annotation, biological process: mRNA splicing, via spliceosome. NCBI's taxonomy places the organism in Eukaryota, Metazoa, Arthropoda, Insecta, Hymenoptera, Formicidae.